AUGUUCGACUCCUACUCUCUUUAUCCCACCGGAAAACUAUCUCCGGUGGUUGAUUCGUACGUCACCGCCGAGCUCGACGGCGAAGAUAUGAGAGACGACUACGCGUUUUUAGAGUCCGGUUUAAAAGACAACAAAUCUCAGUUUAUCUCUUACGCAAAACGCAUCUUAGUCGGAGAAGACGCUGAAUCAGAGAGAAUCGAAGAUUUAAAGCUUCUUACCGCUUGUUGCAGUUACGAUUCCAUCAACUGUGCUUCGUCAAUCAUCAACGGCGACGUUGGAUCGGUUCCAUAUAUCAACGAUAUUUGUUCCGAUACAGGACUCUCGCUGUUGCACACAGCGGCUGAGUCUCACGCGCCACUGUGUGUUGAGAUGCUUCUGAAACGACGCGCUCGUACUGAUAUGAGAAGCAAAGACGAACGCGCUUUGAUUCCUCUGGAGCUUUCUCUCUCCAAUGUCAGCGUAGAUGUGAAAUGGAAACCAACUAGUGAAUCGAUUGAAGACUGA
This is a messenger RNA of Arabidopsis thaliana (thale cress), 504 nucleotides long. Its product is annotated as serine/threonine-protein phosphatase 6 regulatory ankyrin repeat subunit C-like protein. The record is from RefSeq and is marked reviewed. NCBI's taxonomy places the organism in Eukaryota, Viridiplantae, Streptophyta, Magnoliopsida, Brassicales, Brassicaceae. Bases 1 to 504 code for a protein of 167 amino acids. The transcript is spliced from 2 exons.